Molecule: messenger RNA, 552 nt
Organism: Strongylocentrotus purpuratus (purple sea urchin)
Lineage: Eukaryota; Metazoa; Echinodermata; Echinoidea; Camarodonta; Strongylocentrotidae
Exons: 3
Coding region: 204-536 (110 amino acids)
Source: RefSeq, a predicted model, not a curated record
CUGUAACGGCGUCGUGUGCGACCGAAUGAAUAGCGUCUAUUUCAAACCUGCUAGUGCUACCGCUGCUCGCAACCACUGCUGUACAGGAACACAUCGACACCUCUCUGUUACUCGAAACCGAAUUUUAUGAUAUUAUAUUUUGUUGAAAAGGGUAAAUUCUCUUUGUAAGGUGAUAAUCUGCAACGUUCCGGAACAUUGCUGUAAUGUGGUUGAACACAAGUAAACGUGGUAGCCAAACGAUGGCUCUUAUUGGGGCUGUUAUCGUGUUGUUGAUGCUCCAGCGAGCCGAAACUCUGGCGUCGGCAGGACAGUCGGGCGCCGCUGGUGCGGGUGACUGUAUUCAUUCUCUGGAAACUGGGGAUAUUUUGUGGCAGGACAACUUGACAGACUCGUUUGUUGACGUGGUAUGGGGCUAUGGAGAAGAGGAUACAUGUCACACUCUAAGCGGGUGUUUUGGGAUUAAUGAUACAGAGGACCAGGUGGUGGAUAUCCAGCUUAAACCUAUCCAGCUCCAACAAGGGGUUCAACUCAGGUAGGUUUAGAAGACAGCAA